AUGAAGUAUUCCGCUGUCGUUGUCGCCCUCCUCGGCGCUGCCGUUGCCCAGGACCUCUCCAUGAUCCCGGAGUGCGCCCAGAAAUGCAUCACCGAUGCCGUUUCCUCGUCGACCAACUGCAAGGCCGAUGACUUCCCCUGCAUCUGCAAGAACCAGAACGCCCUGAUCGGUGGAGCUACCCCUUGCGUCAUUGAGAAGUGCGGUGCCGAUGUCGCUACUGGCAAGGUCCUCCCCGCCACCCAGAAGUUCUGCGAGGAGGUUGCCGCCGGUGGUGGCUCCUCGGCUAGCGCCUCUGCCUCGGCCUCGGCCCCUGCCUCCUCCGCUCCUGAGUCCAGCGCUCCGGCCUCCAGCGCCCCCUCCUCGUCGGCUGCUGAGACCGAGUCCGCCACCGCCUCUGCGUCCGAGACCGUGGGCCCUACCGGCUACCCCACCGGCACCAGCGCCCCCACUGGCGCCAGCAACGGCACCGCUACCGCUACCGGUGCCCAGCCCACCUCCACGGUUGAGAUCGCCGGUGCCGCCGCCGCCGGCUCCAUUGGCGGCCUCGCCAUGCUCCUCCUCGGUGCCGUUGCCGCCCUCUAA
This is a messenger RNA of Phialemonium atrogriseum, 582 nucleotides long. RefSeq lists its product as uncharacterized. The record is from RefSeq and is a predicted model, not a curated record. The transcript is spliced from 2 exons. NCBI's taxonomy places the organism in Eukaryota, Fungi, Ascomycota, Sordariomycetes, Cephalothecales, Cephalothecaceae. Bases 1 to 582 code for a protein of 193 amino acids.